AUGAAUUUAAAUUGUUUUUCUGGACGUGCGGACGUGGAGACGGAAUCGAAACUGGAGGCAGCGUCAAACCAAGUGGAACUUGCUUUUACUCGGAUUCAAAAGUCAGACAAGAAGUAUCAGUGUCUAGAACAGGCUAUUAAAGAUAAACACUUGGAAAAGACACAGGAAAUGGAGACGCAUCUGCAGUGGCUCUUUCAGCAAAAGACACAAUUGGAACAAGAUUUUCAUAUCGUAAACAAACAAUUAGAGGACAAGAAGAUGAGACUAAAGGAGAGAAGAGCGGAAUUUUUACAUUAA
Molecule: messenger RNA, 297 nt
Organism: Peronospora farinosa
Lineage: Eukaryota; Oomycota; Peronosporomycetes; Peronosporales; Peronosporaceae
Source: the annotation of a GenBank genome assembly